AUGCCGCCCAUGAGUAUGAGACAUCGCAACACGUUGGACCAGAUUAUGCGGGGUACGCACAAGCCAACGGAGGUCUCAGUAGUUUGUGAGGCCAUUGAGAUAGGUCUUGGAGGUCGCAUCAAGGUGAAGUCGAACAAGGGCGGGAGCCUGACCUUCCCCGAUGGCAGGUGUAGGUUCCUACAUCGGACGGACGUGGCGUGGGGCUGGCACCCGAAACAUGGGACUGAGGGGAAAGGAAAGACGGGCAAGAAGCAGCCGGGUAACGGGAAGAUGUUCAAAAAGGACCUAGUGGCCGCGUUGGGGCGCAAACUCGUCCGCGCCCUUGAGCUGGACGACGUCCAAGACGGGUUCAACGUCCGGAAGUGGAACCGAAUCUGCGCUCGCGACUGGCAGCGCCCUUCGUAG
This is a messenger RNA of Epithele typhae, 405 nucleotides long. RefSeq lists its product as uncharacterized. The coding region runs from base 1 to 405 and encodes 134 amino acids. The record is from RefSeq and is a predicted model, not a curated record. The transcript is spliced from 5 exons. NCBI's taxonomy places the organism in Eukaryota, Fungi, Basidiomycota, Agaricomycetes, Polyporales, Epitheliaceae.